Messenger RNA from Alternaria rosae, 371 nucleotides. RefSeq lists its product as uncharacterized. The record is from RefSeq and is a predicted model, not a curated record. The transcript has a single exon. The coding region runs from base 59 to 289 and encodes 76 amino acids. Lineage: Eukaryota; Fungi; Ascomycota; Dothideomycetes; Pleosporales; Pleosporaceae.
CUUGAAUUCAGAUUAGAGGAUAGACGCUAACACUUUCCAGGGGUCUUCAGAAGCCAUUAUGGAACUACACGAAGACGACCCCGAGCACUUUGAGUUCCUUCUUAAGUUCAUCUACACCGGCGCGUACAACAAGCAAGAGAUCACUAAGCUUGCAGCCGACGAUAGGAGCAAGCGCGUUCUUAUCCCGAUCGGUGUCCACGCUGUCGCCGAUAAGUACAAUGUUGCUAAACUCUACGAACCAGCCGCAGAGAAUGUGAAGGCUGUACUUCUAGAGGCUGUCAAAGACUAGGCCGUGAUUAUCGUCGCGAUCCAGGCCCACUACGGUACUGAAGUCAAUUCCGAUGGCUCUAUGGGAUGUCUCAUAACUUCGG